Anopheles nili is the source of this 1110-nucleotide messenger RNA. RefSeq names its product protein limb expression 1 homolog (gene lft). Bases 1 to 1110 code for a protein of 369 amino acids. The record is from RefSeq and is a predicted model, not a curated record. Lineage: Eukaryota; Metazoa; Arthropoda; Insecta; Diptera; Culicidae. The transcript is spliced from 4 exons. Gene Ontology annotation, biological process: autophagosome maturation. Gene Ontology annotation, cellular component: cytoplasm.
AUGCACAAGGUCAGCCCGCUGUCGACCGGAACCAGCAUGAACCAGCAUCAGAGUGACCUAGUGACCUCAGUGACCGUAUCGAAAGGAACCGCCCCGGCAAACGGGACGAAAGCGCACACAGCCGCGGCCCCGAACGGUGCCGCCACGCUCAACAACAACAAUCUAACCAGCAAGAACAAAAACCCAUCCUCCCAGACGGCCGGCACCGACGGUGUGCUUCAUAUGACCAACGUGAGCGUGCCGCCGAAACUGCUCGUCCCGAAUGGGAAGAGUCAAGCACCGGCCGUACCGUCGGCACCGGAUGCCCGUGCCAAACAGGUGCUGAAAGAGGCUGUCGAUGCGGUUGUAAAUAGCUUCGCCAAACACACGCAAGGAUACGGCAGAGUGAACGUCGUAGAAGCGCUGCAGGAGUUUUGGCAAAUGAAGGCAGCACGAGGAGCGGAUCUGAAGAAUGGUGCCCUUGUGAUAUACGAAUCCAUACCGUCAACUAGCCAGCCGUACGUCUGCUACGUAACCCUACCCGGGGGAAGCUGUUUCGGCAGUUUUCAGAACUGUCCCACGAAAGCAGAGGCUCGGCGAAGCUCGGCGAAGAUAGCUUUAAUGAAUUCGGUAUUCAACGAACACCCGUCGCGGCGCAUUAGCGAUGACUUCAUCGAAAAAGCCGUCACUGAAGCACGUGCCUCCUUCAAGGGUGAUCAAAACCAGGAGGACGAUGGCCCGGACACCGGCAUAGGAGCGUUCAGAUUCAUGCUGGAAACCAACAAGGGCCGCACCAUGCUCGAGUUCCAGGAGCUGAUGACCGUGUUCCAGCUGCUGCACUGGAACGGCUCGCUGAAAGCCAUGCGCGAGAGGCAGUGCUCGCGACAGGAGGUGGUCGCCCACUACUCCAACCGAUCUCUGGACGACGAGAUGCGUCAGCAGAUGGCCCUCGACUGGAUUGAGCGGGAGCACGAGAAUCCGGGUCUGCUUAGCCGGGAGCUUGCUAUAGCCGAGAGAGAACUAGAGACUGCCCGUUUGGCGGGGCGGGAGCUGCGGUUCCCGAAGGAAAAGAAGGACAUCCUCCAGAUGGCGCACAACCAGCUCACCGGGGGCAGCAACAUCAACAGUUGA